Messenger RNA from Saccostrea echinata, 1812 nucleotides. RefSeq lists its product as uncharacterized. NCBI's taxonomy places the organism in Eukaryota, Metazoa, Mollusca, Bivalvia, Ostreida, Ostreidae. Gene Ontology annotation, molecular function: ubiquitin-protein transferase activity; zinc ion binding. Bases 1 to 1812 code for a protein of 603 amino acids. Gene Ontology annotation, cellular component: chromatin; nucleoplasm. The transcript is spliced from 3 exons. The record is from RefSeq and is a predicted model, not a curated record. Gene Ontology annotation, biological process: positive regulation of DNA-templated transcription.
AUGAUCUGUGUCUACAGAGUAAAGAGAGGCAUGUUACAAAGUCAACAUUCAAAUAUCAUUAAAUGGUGUUCCAUAAAACCUCACCGUAGUGAAAGGAGCUUUACCAAACAAUGUAAAGUACGACAGUGUUCUCAAUGUCUGGAGGACACAGAAUUCUACUGUAACACAUGUAAACAUGAUCUGUGUAUACAGUGUAAAGAGAGACAUGUUACAGACUCACCAACCAAAUAUCAUAAAGUGGUUUUCUAUAAGGCCCACCGCAAUGAGAAGAGCUUAACCAAACAAUAUACCAUAUACCAUGAUGUUGUGAUUUACCGUGAGAAAUAUAAAUACACCACGAAAGAAGAGUCUUGUGUGAGACAUCCAGACAGAAACUAUGAAAUGUUCUGUCUCUCAUGUGAACUUCCGGUAUGUUUCCAAUGUAAAGAACACAUAAAACACCCACUACUAGACAGCAAAAUAGCAUAUGAAACAAGCCGUCAACAACACAGAGAAGUCAUUCACAACAUAAGGAGUGAGGCUCUCUAUAACAGCUGUUUUCUCCUGGUAGGAAUCAAAACUGAUGUAAAAGCCUGCCCCAAAGAAGUCUCCAACCAUCAAUCAGAGAUGUCAACAAAAGCCACGAGACUAAAGAGACUCAUUGACACUGUGAUAUGUGAUGUUAAAACCAGACAUACAACUUAUAUAAAAGAUAUGCAUAGAUUUGAACUACAGAAGAGUAAAAUGAACAGACACUUUGCCAUAAUAGAGAAAUUUGAAAACAGAUUUGAACAGUCAGCAAACAGAUCAGUUAAAUUCCUCUUAUUUCUGAAGAAAACCCGCUUCCCCGAGAGAAGGCCCACUCCUAGUAUGACAAAACCCGCCUUGCUCUCCCUAUCUCAGGAAAUCAACAUACAGGAUGUGAUUAAGCUACUGAAUGAAAUUCAAAUAAAAGAGAAAGGAAGACGACAUGUCAGAUAUGAACCCAUGCUACACAAAUCUUUCACAGUGACAGAAGUUCAUGAUGUAAGACACAUUUCUUGUGUGAUGACAAACCGCUCUUGGAUCAGUAAUUGGAUGAACAUUCUCGUCUUGACAAACACAGAAGGUGAAACACUACAACAUCUGACAGUUAUUGAUAGUUAUUACAGAGGAGCACACACAGUGAAUAAUUCAUGUGAUCUUAUUUAUAUACACAAGGACAAAAGUAUCAAAAAACUAUCUAAGGAUAACACAAGGGUUACGCUGAGAAAGAAACAAAAAACAUGGAUACCGCAAUGUGUCUACUGCUCUCCCUCCAGUGGAGAUCUACUGGUUGGCAUGCAAAAUACAAUGACGGCCAUGGUAAAACGAUAUAACGAAAGAGGACAACAUAUACAGACCAUUUCACAAAACGAAACAGGUCAGAAGCUGUACAGUAGUCCUAACUACAUCACAGAGAACCGCAAUGGGGAUGUCAUUGUGUCUGACGCAAUUGCCAUUUUCAGUGGUGCUGUAGUGGUGACAGAGCAUGGAGGAAGACAUCGUUUCUCCUACACAGGACCUCCAUCAGGAUCUGAACUAGAUCCACAAGGAAUCUGUACUGACGCGCUGUCACACAUCCUGAUAUGUGAUCGUAACACGCACACAGUACAAAUGAUUGAUAAGAACGGUCACUUUCUGUCACUGAUACUUACGCAACAUGAGAUUAGCGGACCACAGGCCCUGUAUUAUGAUAGGAAUACACACCUUCUCUGGGUUGGGUCAUGGAGACACAACAUAGUGGGUGUAUACAGAUAUAUAAAUAAACAGAACUAUCUUACAGAAGCAGAAAUGGAUCCCUCUGGAUAUUGA